Hypanus sabinus (Atlantic stingray) is the source of this 7945-nucleotide messenger RNA. Its product is annotated as zinc finger protein 501-like. Gene Ontology annotation, cellular component: nucleus. NCBI's taxonomy places the organism in Eukaryota, Metazoa, Chordata, Chondrichthyes, Myliobatiformes, Dasyatidae. The record is from RefSeq and is a predicted model, not a curated record. The transcript has 2 exons. The coding region runs from base 89 to 1240 and encodes 383 amino acids.
CCGCCGUCCUCUGGACACGGUUGGAAGUGGAGGGGCGGACUGAGCGGCUGUUCGCCGGCUUUUCCUGCCUUGUAGCCGGGAGGUGCCAAUGGAAGACACACAGCAACUAGAUUCUUCGGCUCUUCAGGCGACUGAGGUGCCCACAAACGAGAUCAUGUCAAAUGUUUCCAAAGGGUCAGAACGUCGGCAACGUUCCCGGAACGGACAGAAGCUCUUCAUUUGCUCUGAGUGUGGCAAGAGCUUUAACAAGUAUUCACACCUCAAAUUGCACCUGCUGGUACAUACAGGGGAGAAGCCCUUCAAAUGCAGUGUCUGUGAGAAGGAUUUUAAUCACCCAUCCAGCCUCCGGAAACACGAGAUCACGCACACAGGAGAGAAGCCAUUCAAAUGCUCUGACUGUGAAAAGAGUUUUAACGACUCAUCAAAUCUGUCCCGUCACAAACGCAUUCACAGUGGCGAGAAGCCAUUCAAAUGCAACAUGUGUGAGAAAGAGUUCACUUACUCUCACCACCUAUUAUCACACCAGCGCACGCACACAGGAGAGAAGCCAUAUCAGUGCCUGACAUGCAAGAAAGAAUUCAGCCAGUCCUCCUCAUUAAUGAUGCACCAGCGGACACACACCGACAAGAGGCCAUAUAAAUGUGCUGCCUGUGGGAAGAAGUUCCAGUUGUCACGCCAUCUGAUGAGUCAUCAUUGCACACGUGCAGUGGAAAGCCCACUGGAAUACAAGAAAGAAUUCAAGAGGGAUUCUAUUUUGGGAAGACCUAAGAGGCUAAUUACACCAGAGCUGCUAUCUAAAUGUACCUUUUGUAGCAAGACGUUCCGUCUGUCACACAACCUGAAACAUUUGCAUGGUGGUGAGAAGCCAUAUCAGUGCUCCGCGUGCCGGCUCAAGUUCAGCCAGUGCUCGGCUCGGAUGGUGAAAUAUCAGCAUGGAGGGGAGAGACCAUAUUUGUGUUCCAUCUGUGAUAGAGGCUUCAAGGGCCCGAGCACACUGACACACCCCAUUAUUACAGGCAGCAGCUCUCAUCACUGCAUUGGCUGUGGAAAGAGCUUCAAGAACUCAUCCCCUCAUCUACAGCAUCAGGCUGUGCACGUGGAAGAGAGGCCAUACAGACUUGCUGGUUACAGGAAGAGCUUCAAGCAUGCGUACAAAGGGUGCACACAGUUUAUCGAGCCGUCAGAACAUUCACAUAAAAAGGACAAAAUCCAAAUGUAUGAGAUGCAGGAAAACCUUUAGAGACUCUAUCAAACUGUUACUUCACCAGCAUAUCAAAUACUUGAGAUCUUGUUAUCCACUUUCCCAAACCAGUUUUUUUUAAAGAGGUACAGCACAGUAACAGGUCCUUCUGGGCCAACAAACCCAAGGCGCCCAUUUACACCCAUGUGACCAAUUAACCUAACAACUGGAAUGCCUUUGGAAGGUGGGAGGAAAGCAGAGAGCCUGGGGGAGACCCACAUGACUAUGUGGAGGGUGUGCAGACUCCUUACAGACAGUGGUGGGAGUCAGAGCUGGGUGGCAGGUGCUGUAAUAGCAUUACACUGACCACUACACUACCAUGCCACCCAAAAAAGAGAUUCUGCAGAUGCAGGAAAUCCAGAGCAACACAUAAAAAAUGCUGGGGGAUCUCAUCAUCCUGAUGAAGGGUCUCGGCCCAAAAUGUCAUUUCCAUAGAUGUUGCCUAACCUGCUGAGUUCCACCAGCCCUGUGUGUGUGUUACCCCAAAAAAAGAAAAGUUCAGUUAUGGUCAAAAUUACCUGGAUGAGACAUUGGAUCCCAACAGUUUCACAUGUCCUGCCAUAAGAUGACACAGGAGUUGCAAUGUGCUUUUUCGGAUAAAGUUUUGACCCAUUGAAAAUAUGGGUUAAGACAUUUUGAGUAAGCUAAGCAUGUGUUCAUUUCAGUGUAGUCAAUUUCCUGGGCACUUGCUUACAAAAAACUUGGACUAGUUCUCACAUUGACUCUCCCUUGGUUUGUUAGCUAUCUGUAACUUUUUUGGUGUAGAGUACUCCAUAUUGACCCAUGCCUGGGACUUUCAUGGGUCUCAUGUCAUUACUGUAAGGCAGUGUUUCCCAAAGUAGGUGAGAUCGUGCCCCCACCCCCGGCACCACAGGGCGUUGGAGGGGGCUUGGUAGCAAGGGGGCAGCAGAGGGAUUACAGCCUUAAUAUUAAAAAAAACUUAACAGUUUUUAAUCCUCAGUGUCUCAUAAUUAAUUAUAAUGAUCAUGUAAUCACCACAUUUCUUGCUAACCCACCAUUCUCUUAAGAGUGGUGAAUCUGGAAUUCGGUGCCAUAGGCAGCUGUAGAGGCCAAGUCUUUAUGUAUUUAAGACAGGGUGAUGGAUUCUCAAUUAGACAGGUCAUGAAGGGAUACAGGGGUAAGGCAAGAGGUUGGGGCUGAGGGGGAAAAUGGAUCAGCUAUCGUGAAAUAGCAGAGCAGAGUCAAUAGGCCAAAUGGCCUAAUUCUGCUCCUAUAUCUUAAGGUCUUAUGUUAUAGGACACCAGUAUCUAAUAAUGGCUUAUAGUUUUUGUGCUUAGGUCUAUGGGCUGCCAAGCAUUCAACAAGUGAUGUAUCUUCACCAGAUCUGCCUUUUUAUCAAUAGAGACUCAGAAUCAGGUUUAAUGUCACUGGCAAACACCGUGAAGUAUGUUGUUUUGCAGCAGCAAUGUAUUGCAAUACAUAAAAAACCUAUAAAUUACAAUAAGUAUAUAUAUAUUUAAAUUAAAUAUGUAGUGCAAAAAGGGAGGGAAAAAAAGGUAGUGUUCAUGGUUCAUUCCAUUCAGAAAUUUGAUGGCAGAGGGGAAGAAGCUGUCCCUGAAAUGUUGAGUGUGUGUCUUCAGGCUCCUGUACCUCCUCCUCGAUGGUACCAAUGAGAAGAGGGCAUAUCCUGGGUGAUGGGGUCCUAAAUGAUGGAUGCCAUUUUUCUGAAGUAUCACCUUUUGAAGGUGUUUUCAAUGCUGGGGAGGAUAGUGCUCAUGAUGGAGCUGGCUGACUGAGUUUACAACUUCCUGAAGGUUUUCUGAUCCUGUACAGUGGCCCCUCCAUACCAGACCUUAGAACACUCUCAUGGCUUUCAUUUCAUUGCUUAAGGUAUAGGACUCCAGUAUCUACAAUGAAGGCCUAUAGUUUUUGAGCUUGGGUCUGUGGGCUGCCAAGCGUUCAAUAAAUGAUGCAUCUUCACCAGAUCUGCCCAUUAAGACAGAUGACUCCAUGAGUAGAUGGUGAUUCUUUUGCUAGAACUUUGGAUCAAGAACUGGGUUUACCAGGUGGUCGUCUUCUUAAGCCCAUUACCCCUAUUGGGACAUAGGCCACCCUCAGCAGCUGUCUGAUAUCUUUAUCCUGGGCCAGUCUUUCUUGUCUCCGGGUGUAGCCAUCUCUCAGAUCCUUCCUCUGCCAGAGGUGAGGUCUCUGGAGCUUCUGUUGGUGUUCCUGGAGCACUGGGUGGUUACUAGCCCCAUACCCAACUGUCUUGCAGCUGAGGUUCGGACUGUCCGAGGCAGAGUUAUUACCAGGUUGUGCUCUCUUUUCAUUUCUGCUGAGCCAUGAUGGGGUUGCUGGACAUCCACCCUGAAUGGCUCCAAGUUAGGGCCAAUGUUUGAUCAUUUUGUUACCGCUGAACAGGUAUUUAUACGGCAAUUCAGCUCCUUCCUAAGUCUGCCCAAGUCAUUUUCUUCGAACGAUUGUUUUACUUUUCAGGGAAUAUUGUUGAAAUAUGCAGGAAAGAAUUUGGAGAAAUAAUGAAAAACAUUGGUGUUGGCAGCAGUGGUAUUUUACUACUGGUGCCAACGUGCAGUAGGAAAAAUUCAGGAGCUGCAUUUAAAAAAAAAUAUAUUUUGCUUUGUAUGAUGUGUGGUAAAUCUAAGUCAUUAUCAUGAACCGUAGGUGGUUUCUUUUUUUGUUUUAUGCAAUUCAGUGUUUAGAAAGGAAGACUUGAAUUCUGCUCUAUGGUAGGAAUGCUACACACAAGCACAGACAUAGAUGCACACCACAGGCACACGCAGAAUCCUGAAAUCCUUUCAAAGUAAAUAUAUGUUACCAUAAACAACCCUGAGAUUCAUUUUCUUGUGGGCAUUCACAUUAAAUACAAAGAAACACAAUAGAAUCAAUGAAAAAACUACAUACAAACUGUACAAUUGCAAAAAAAAAAUGCUAAUAAAUAAUAUAUGGAAAACAUGAGCUCUUGAGUCCUUGAAAGUGACUCUGUAGGUUAUGGGAUCAGUUCAGAGUUGAGGUGAGUGAAGUUAUCCAUGCUGAUUCGAAAUCUUGAUGGCUGUGGGGUAAUAACUGUUCCUGAACCUGCUGAUGUGAGACCUAAGGGAAUACUGUUGAGAAUUAGACAUUUCCAUUCGUUUUAGUGAAAGGAGCAAAGAAAAUAUUUAACCAAUGUGAUCUAUCUGUAUUGAUUCCUUGAAUGUGUCUAUUUUGGGGGAAUUUACUUCUUUAUAAUCACAUAGAUGAAUCCGACAACAAAGUGUAACAGUGAACCCUUAAUCUGGCUGUUUGUCAACUUUACAUCUGUAUGCAUGGGCUGAAAGGAAACUGUUCGUCAUGGUAUCUUCAAAUGCGCAAACACCAGUACACCUCAGAUUAUGUCCCUGAACAUAGAACCACAAGAACAUUAGUAUACUAGGAGCAUGCUUGGCGUGUUCUUUGACAGAGCAGCUAUGUUUAGUUUUGAGUGCAAACUUUAUCUCUAACGUGACAAUUUCCUCAUCCACAAAACACCUAUCCCUUGAAAGUGAUGUUAUGGAUAAAUAGGGUCAUAAAGGAGCUUUAGGCACAUUGGCCUUUUACAGGGUUACAUUGAGUGUUCUGCGUAGUUCUGGUCACGUACCUACAGGAAAGAUACCAAUAAGAUUGAAAGAGUGCAGAGAAAAUUCAAAUUGAGUAUAGGAGUAAAGAGGUCCUUCUGCAGCUGUAUAGGGCCCUGGUGAGACCCCACCUGGAGUAUUGUGUGCAGUUUUGGUCUCCAAAUUUGAGGAAGGACAUUCUUGCUAUUGAGGGAGUGCAGCGUAGGUUCACAAGGUUAAUUCCCGGAAUGGCGGGACUGUCAUAUAUUGAAUGAUUGGGGUGACUGGGCUUGUAUAUACUAGAAUUUAGAAGAAUGAGAGGGGAUCUGAUUGAAACAUAUAAGAUUAUUAAGGGGUUAGACACGCUGGAGGCAGGAAGCAUGUUCCCGCUGAUGGUUGAGUCCAGAACUAGAGGCCACAAUUUAAGAAUAAAGGGUAGGCCAUUUAGAACAGAGAUGCGGAAAAACUUUUUCACCCAGAGAGUGGUGGAUAUGUGGAAUGCUCUGUCCCAGAAGGCAGUGGGGGCCAAGUCUCUGGAUGCUUUCAAGAGAGAGUUAGAUAGAGCUCUUAUAGAUAGCGGGGUCAAGGGAUAUGGGGAGAGGGCAGGAACGGGGUACUGAUUGUGUAUGAUCAGCCAUGAUUACAGUGAAUGGUGGUGCUGGCUAGAAGGGUCGAAUGGCCUACUCCUGCAUCUACUGUCUAUUGUCUAUUAAAAUUUACAAGCUUUUGAGACUUGAGGACUCAAGUUUUAGGGAAAGGCUAAUGAAGUUAGGAUUUUAUUCUCUGGAGCAUAGGAAAAUGAGGGGGUAUUUGAUAGAGGUAUACAAAUUUAUGAUAGAUGUAGAUAGGGUAACAACAGGAUUUUUCCACUGAGGUUGGGUGAGACUAGAACUAGAUGUUAUAGGAUAAGGGUAAAAGGUGAAAUAUUUCAAAGGAGGAACCUGAGGGGGAACUAUUUCACUCGGAUGCUGGUGCAAGUGUGGAACAAGCUGCCAGCAGAAGUGGUAAAUACAGAUUCAAUUGCAACUUUUAAGAAAGGUUUGGAUAGUUACAAGGAUGGGAGGAAUAUGGUCCAGGUGCAGGUUGAUGGGACAAGGCAGGAUAAUAGUUCAGCAUGGCCUAGUUGGGCUGAAGGGCCUGAUUUUGUGUUGUAGUGUUCUGUGGCUAUUUCAUUUUUAACUACAUUUAUGGAACCAGGUUCUACCUUUUCAAAUAGCAUAUUCUAGACCUUGGCACCAAUUUCUUUUAAAGGAAAGUUAUCUGUCCAUCUCUGGAUUGUCUGUCAAAUUGUUACUAUUUUAUGACUGACUCACUUGGUAGAGUGAGUUUUUCUUCAAUUCUCCUAAGACCCUUCCUCAGAUGAAUAGUCUCUGUAAUGUCAGGUAUCUCUUUAGACUCUUUGAGUUUUGGACUUUGUAUGUUAUCUGUAAUGUUAUGCCUGUAGUAUCCCAACUGAGACCAAUAUAUAGUAGUAACUUUUGAAAUUGGUUCAUUGUUGUCACAUGCACAGAGAUACAUUGCAAAGCUUGUCUUGCAUACUGUUCAUUCAGAUCAACCCAUUACACAGUGCACUGAGGUAGAACAAGGUGUAACAGUAUGAAAUGUAACAACUACAGAAUAAAGUGCAAUGUAGGUAGAUGAUGAGAUGCAAAGUUAUAUUGAGGUAGCUUGUCUUAUACUAGGGCACCAGUCAAUUGUGUUAAAUUAGUGGGGUAGAAGCUGUCUUUGAGGCUGGAUUAAAAAGUUUUAGAGAGUAGAUUAGUAAAUAAUAAAGUAGUUCUGUUUUCUAUUUAUUGUUUUAUUAAGUAAACCCAGGUAAACAACUACUGAUUUGACUACUGUAGCAGUUUGCCUUAAGAAUGUGUAUUUAUUUGCUGAUUACACAUUUCAUAGAAAACCUACAGCACAAUACAGGCCCUUUGGCCCACAAUACUGUGCCAAAUAUGUACUCUAGAAAUCACCUACCCACAGUCCUCUAUUUUUCUAAGCUCCAUGUACCUAUCCAGGAGUCUCUUAAAAGAUAGGUAUUAAUUUUAAAUAAUUUACAAUGAACUUCAUCUGCCAUGCUGUGUGUAUUUUUAAAAAAACUAGCUUGCAUCUGUUCUCACCCCAGUAUACUACUUUGCGAAGUUAUUUUAUUUAGAGGUACAGUGCGGAAUAGACUCUUCCAGCGGCAUUGCCCAGCAACUAUUGAUUUAACCCUAGCCUAAUCACGGGACAAUUUACAAUGACCAAUUAACCUACUAACCAGUAUGCCUUUGGACUGCGGGAGAAAACUGGAACACCGGGAGGAAAUCCACAUGCACACAGGAAAUAAUGUAUAAACUUGCUUACAGAGUAUGCCAGAAUUGAACUCUGAAUGCCGACUCCCUGAGCUGUAAUAGCAUCAUGCUAAUGACCAUGCUGCCAUGGUGGCUUUUUGGAUUGUUAACAAACAGAUCUGUAAGACAGGAGCAGAAUUAGGCCAUUUGGCCCAUCAAGUCUGCUCCUCCAUUCAAUCAUGCCUGCUCAUUUCCCCCCACCCCUCCUGAAACUCACUCUCCUUAACCUUUGAUGCCAUGUUCAAUCAAGAACCCACAUGGUCACAGGAAGAGCACACAAACUCUUUACAGACAGCAGCAGGAACUGAACUCGGUCACUGGUGCUGUAAUAGUGUUAUGCUAACCACUACACUACUGUGCCCCUCAUAGUGACUCCCUGUAGAUCUUAUUAAAUGCUUUCCAAUAGCCAUAAACACACUAGUUUGAUCAACAUUUUUUCCCUGACGUCUCUUUACAUAAUCUCUCUGUAUGGAGUUCUCCUCGUGACCAUCUGGGUGCCAUGGUAAUGUAGUGGUUAGUGUGAUGCUAUACAGCUUGGGGCAUUGGAGUUGGGAGUUCAAUUCUGACGACAUCUGUAAGGAGUCUAUAUCCUCCCCACGGAAUGCCUGCGUUUUCUCUGGGUGCUCUGGUCCAAAGGCGUAGCAAUUAAUAGGUUAAGUGAUCAUUGUAAAUUGUCCUGUAAUGAGGCAGGGGUUAAAUUGGGGUUAUCGGUGGUGGGGCUCAACGAAUCUCUGCUUGCUCUGCUGUAUUCACGUUCUCAUCAAAUUUAUUGUAUCUGGGCUGUUAAUUUCCAGUACCUCCAUUUUUAGGCUGAAUAAAUGUUUUUCACCUUU